UCUGGUGCUGUGGUUGCCCAACCCAAGAGAAGGUUGCCAAAUCCUUUUUUUCGUGCUUCGUGUCACUUGUCUGGGUUUCGCACAGAUUAUAUCAAAUGGUAAAAUUAAUCUAACGCUCCCGAUGAAAAAUGGAAGUAUUAUACCACCAAUCACAGAAAUUGGUAUUUGAUGUUCAAAGUCUUCUGCCACAUAUUGACAGAAAUGUAGGAAAAGAUGCUGCAACUAUUGAGCGGACAAUUCAAGGAAAACUCGAAGAAAUCACGAGCAAUAUUCAAAGACUAGAUAUUCUUGUCAAUAAGGAGCUUCCUGUUCGAAGAAGAGAAGCAAGACUCAAGGUUGAUCAGUUAAAACAGGAUAGGCUCAUGUUACAAAAUGCCAUCCAUAUGCUUCAGCAAAAAAGGAUGCAGAGAGAGCAAGAAGAAGCUGCAAGAGAGGAGCUAUUGACUCAGACAUUCCAACCAAACAACAGGGAGACUUCACUGUACAUUGACCAAUCAUUGCAACACCACACUGCUCUUAAUGGCAUUCAUAGAAGCUUGGAUGACAUUUGGGAGACUGGAACUGCAGUGCUUGAUGGCUUACGUACCCAGAAAAGUGUUUUCAAGAAAGCCCAUCGAAGGCUCCUUGAUGUAACAUCAAUGCUGAGUCUGAGUAAUUCUGUUAUGAGAAUGAUUGAACGACGAUCUACUCAAGAUAAAUAUCUGUUUUAUGGAUUGGCGAUAAUUACUUGCAUCUUCAUUCUUGCCGCGUUUUGGUAUUUUCGCCAGUGAUCGUUGUAGAUCAUGAAAUAUUUUAUUUUUGCGAUAUUUCAGAAAUUUUAAAUAAACAUGAAAAUUGUAUGCUA
Daphnia pulex (common water flea) is the source of this 844-nucleotide messenger RNA. RefSeq names its product Golgi SNAP receptor complex member 2-like (gene Membrin). Gene Ontology annotation, cellular component: late endosome membrane; Golgi apparatus; endoplasmic reticulum membrane. Gene Ontology annotation, biological process: vesicle fusion; vesicle-mediated transport. Bases 129 to 770 code for a protein of 213 amino acids. Gene Ontology annotation, molecular function: SNAP receptor activity; SNARE binding. The transcript has 4 exons. The record is from RefSeq and is a predicted model, not a curated record. NCBI's taxonomy places the organism in Eukaryota, Metazoa, Arthropoda, Branchiopoda, Diplostraca, Daphniidae.